CGAUGAGUUGUUUCCAAUGUUGCAUGUCCGAAGAGAAAGUCGCCAGAAAGUCCUUGAAAAAGAGCAUAAAGGAAUACCAUGACACCAAAACAUUGAACUCCUUUGCUAACAUCUCCUUCAAAACUGAUAGCAGUAGGAGAAAGUACAUUACCGAUGAAAUAGCAAAGAUAGGCAAAGGAAAUAUUGCCGCUCGGAUUUUUACUUACCGCGAAUUAUGUGUUGCAACUCAAAACUUCCAUCUUGAUAAUCUGAUUGGCGAAGGGGGUUUUGGAAGAGUGUACAAAGGCCACCUUGAAUCCACCAACCAAGUGGUUGCUGUUAAGCAAUUAGACAGAAAUGGAUUCCAAGGAAACAGAGAAUUUCUUGUAGAAGUUUUGAUAUUGAGUCUUAUUCAUGCUCCCAACCUUGUCAAUUUGGUGGGAUAUUGCGCCGAUGGUGAUCAGAGAAUUUUGGUGUAUGAGUACAUGGCCAAUGGUUCCCUAGAAGAUCAUCUACUCGAUAUAUCCCCAGACAAAAAGCCCUUAGAUUGGGAAACUAGGAUUAAAAUAGCAGCUGGAGCAGCAAAAGGACUUGAAUAUCUACAUGAACAAGCAAACCCCCCUGUAAUAUACCGUGAUUUUAAAGCAUCGAACAUACUGUUAGACGAAAACUUCAAUCCGAAACUAUCUGAUUUUGGCCUCGCAAAGCUUGGUCCAACUGGGGAUAAGACUCAUGUGUCUACCAGGGUGAUGGGAACCUAUGGAUAUUGUGCACCUGAAUAUGCUCUCACAGGCCAACUGACAACAAAAUCCGACAUUUAUAGCUUUGGAGUUGUAUUUUUGGAGAUAAUCACAGGGAGGAGAGUUAUAGACAACAACAGACCAACUGAAGAGCAAAAUUUGGUUACUUGGGCACAACCAUUGUUUAAGGACAGAAGAAAAUUUACAUUGAUGGCAGACCCAUUACUAGAAGGGAAUUAUCCCAUAAAAGGCCUUUACCAAGCACUUGCAGUCGCAGCUAUGUGUCUUCAAGAAGAAGCUGCAACUCGGCCUCUAAUCAGCGAUGUUGUAACAGCUUUAGAAUUUCUAUCAGUAGAUCACCAUGGUGAAGAGGGUAAUGGAAAUGAGGAGAAUAUUGAUGGUGCAGAUGAGGAGGGUGUUAAAGAAGAAAUCUCCAAUGCAUGUUAA
Molecule: messenger RNA, 1166 nt
Organism: Argentina anserina (silverweed cinquefoil)
Lineage: Eukaryota; Viridiplantae; Streptophyta; Magnoliopsida; Rosales; Rosaceae
Product: probable serine/threonine-protein kinase PBL23
Exons: 5
Coding region: 3-1166 (387 amino acids)
Biological process (GO): protein phosphorylation
Molecular function (GO): protein kinase activity; ATP binding
Source: RefSeq, a predicted model, not a curated record